Molecule: messenger RNA, 4737 nt
Organism: Rhododendron vialii
Lineage: Eukaryota; Viridiplantae; Streptophyta; Magnoliopsida; Ericales; Ericaceae
Product: probable leucine-rich repeat receptor-like protein kinase At1g35710
Exons: 3
Coding region: 178-2616 (812 amino acids)
Cellular component (GO): plasma membrane
Molecular function (GO): protein binding
Source: RefSeq, a predicted model, not a curated record
UUGAGAGGUACGCUUUCUAGUCUUAACUUCUCUUUGUUACCUCAUCUAGUGAAACUAGAUCUGUCAAACAACCUAAUAUAUGGGACCAUUCCCUCACCGACUGGUGGCCUUUCGAGACUCGCAUAACUUAAUGUGUCCAGCAAUCAUCUUUCGGGAAUACUUCCUUCAGAAGUUGGGAUGCUAAGAUCUCUCAUUGACAUUGAUUUGUCAAUAAACAAUCUCAUAGGAUCCAUCCCCACAUUAAUAGGGAACCAAGAAAAUCUCACAACAUUGUACCUUCACCACAACUCUCUCUCUGGAUCUAUCCCUCAAGAAGUAGGAAUGCUAAGAUCUCUCACUAAUCUUCAAUUGUCAACGAAUAAUCUCACGGGAUCAAUCCCCGCUUCAAUAGGGAACUUGAGACACCUCACAGCAUUGUACCUUGACCACAACUCUCUCUUUGGAUCUAUCCCUCAAGAAGUAGGAAUGCUAAGAUCUCUCACCGAUCUUGAAUUGUCAACUAAUAAUCUCACGGGAUCAAUCCCCGCUUCAAUAGGAAACUUGAGAAACCUCACAACAUUGUACCUUUAUGAGAAUUCUCUCUCUGGAUCUAUCCCUCAAGAAGUAGGAAUGCUAAGAUCUCUCAUUGAUCUUGAAUUGUCAACGAAUAAUCUCACGGGAUCAAUCCCCGCUUCAAUAGGGAACUUGAGAAACCUCACAACAUUGUACCUUUACCACAACUCUCUCUCUGGAUCUAUCCCUCAAGAAGUAGGAAUGCUAAGAUCUCUCACUGAUCUUGAAUUGUCAACGAAUAAUCUCACGGGAUCAAUCCCCGCUUCAAUAGGGAACUUGAGAAACCUCACAACAUUGUACCUUCACCACAACUCUCUCUCUGGAUCUAUCCCUCAAGAAGUAGGAAUGCUAAGAUCUCUCAUUGAUCUUGAAUUGUCAACGAAUAAUCUCACGGGAUCAAUCCCCGCUUCAAUAGGGAACUUGAGAAACCUCACAACAUUGUACCUUCACCACAACUCUCUCUCCGGAUCUAUCCCUCAAGAAGUAGGAAUGCUAAGAUCUCUCACUGAUCUUGAAUUGUCAACGAAUAAUCUCACGAGAUCAAUCCCUGCUUCAAUAGGGAACUUGAGAAACCUCACAACAUUGUACCUUCACCAUAACUCUCUCUCUGGAUCUAUCCCUCAAGAAGUAGGAAUGCUAAGAUCUCUCACUGAUCUUGAAUUGUCAACGAAUAAUCUCACGGGAUCAAUCCCCGCUUCAAUAGGGAACUUGAGAAACCUCACAACAUUGUACCUUCACCACAACUUUCUCUCUAGAUCUAUCCCUCAAGAAGUAGGAAUGCUAAGAUCUCUCAAUGAUCUUGCAUUGUCAAGGAAUACUCUUAAGAGACCAAUCCCCGCUUCAAUAGGGAACUCGAGAAACCUCACAACAUUGUACCUUCACCAUAACUUUCUCUUUGGAUCUAUCCCUCAAGAAGUAGGAAUGCUAAGAUCUCUCACCGAUCUUGAAUUGUCAACGAAUAAUCUCACGGGAUCAAUCCCCGCUUCAAUAGGGAACUUGAGAAACCUGACAACAUUGUACCUUCACCACAACUUUCUCUCUGGAUCUAUCACUCAAGAAGUAGGAAUGCUAAGAUCUCUCACUAAUCUUCAAUUGUCAACGAAUAAUCUAACGGGAUCAAUCCCCGCUUUAAUAGGGAACUUGAGAAACCUCACAGCAUUGUACCUUGACCACAACUUUCUCUCUGGAUCUAUCCCUCAAGAAGUAGGAAUGCUAAGAUCUCUCACUGAUCUUGAAUUGUCAGCGAAUAAUCUCACGGGAUCAAUCCCCGCUUCAAUAGGGAACUUGAGAAACCUCACAACAUUGUACCUUUUUAAGAAUUCUCUCUUUGGAUCUAUCCCUCAAGCAGUAGGAAUGCUAAGAUCUCUCACUGAUCUUGAAUUGUCAACGAAUAAUCUCACACGAUCAAUCCCCGCUUUAAUAGGGAACUUGAGAAACCUCACAACAUUGUACCUUGAUGAGAAUUCUCUCUCUGGAUCUAUCCCUCAAGAAGUAGGAAUGCUAAGAUCUCUCAAUGAUCUUGCAUUGUCAAGGAAUAAUCUCACGGGAUCAAUCCCCGCUUCAAUAGGGAACUUGAGGAACCUCACAACAUUGUACCUUCACCACAACUCUCUCUCUGGAUCUAUCCCUCAAGAAGUAGGAAUGCUAAGAUCUCUCAUUGAUCUUGAAUUGUCAACGAAUAAUCUCAUGGGAUCAGUCCCCGCUUCAAUAGGGAACUUGAGAAACCUCACAACAUUGUACCUUUAUGAGAAUUCUCUCUCUGGAUCUAUCCCUCAAGAAGUAGGAAUGCUAAGAUCUCUCAUUGUUCUUGAACUGUCAAGGAAUAAUCUGACGGGAUCAAUCCCCACUUCAAUCGGGAACUUGAGAAACCUCCAAACUUUGUUCCUUGAUGCGAACUCUCUCUCUGGAUCUAUCCCUCAAGAAGUAGGAAUGCUAAGUUCUCUAAUUACGCUUAGCAUUUCAAGGAAUAAUCUCACGGGGUCGAUCCCCGCUUCAAUUGGGGACUUGGCAAGCCUCACCAGAUUGAUCCUUCGCGAAAACUCUCUCUGUGGAUCUAUUAACUAGUGAGAUACCACCAGAGGUUGGGAACUUGAAAAGCUUAGUGACAUUAAACCUCUUCCACUACUUGUUGUCCAGUUCAAUCCCCUCUUCUUUCAAAGGGAUGUCAAGUUUAACGUCGGUUGACAUAUCUUACAAUCACUUAGAGGGUCCUCUGCCUAACACAAAAGCAUUUAAAGAUGCUCCAUUUCAAGCACACCGAAAUAACGAUGGAUUGUGUGGCAAUAAAACUAGUUUGAUGCAAUGCUCACUGUAGCAGAGCGAUGGAGAUAAAGAAAGAAAUCAUAACAAAGUUGUGCUUCAGGUUGUAGUUCCUACGUUGGGAAUUUUUUUUCUUAUUGUUGCUAUGAUUUUCCUGGUUCAUUGCAAUAGAAUGGGGGACAAUGAAAUUGAGCCAAAUAGAGCAACUAAUAGAGAUUUGUUUGAGAUUUGGAGCUUCGAUGGAAAGCUGGUGCAUGAAAACAUCAUCCGAGCGACAGAGGAUUUCAAUGACAAGCAAUGCAUUGGAGUAGGUGGAUAUGGCAUUGUUUAUAGAGCUGGGCUUCCGAGUGGUCGAGUUGUCGCUAUAAAGAAGUUUUCAUGGUUCUCAAGAUGUAGAGUUGACUAAUCUACGAAGUUUUAUGAGUGAGAUUCGUGCAUAGACAGAGAUACGACAUCAGCAUAUCACAAGGCUUUUGGAUUACUGUUCACAUCCACAACACUCAUUUUUGAUUUACGAGUUCUUGGAAGGUUGGAGCUUGGACAAGAAACUAAGCUGUGAGGAAGAAGCACUAAGGUUGGAUUGGGGUACGAGGAUGAAUGUAGUUAAAGGUUUGGUAGAUGCUUUAUCAUAUAUUCAUCAUGUCUGUUCACCCCCGGUAAUUCAUCGCGAUAUAUCAAGCAAGAAUGUUAUGCUAGACUUAGAAGACGUCGCUCAUCUCUCCGAUUUCGGAACUGCUAGAUUUCUAAACCUGCACUCAUCAAAUUGGACGUCCUUUGCAGGCACCUUGGGAUAUGCUGCUCCAGAACUUGCUUACACAAUGAACGUGAAUGAGAAGUUAGACGUUUACAACUUUGGAGUUUUAACACUCGAAGUUGUAAUGGGGAGGCAUCCAGGGGAUCUCAUCUCUUCUCUUUCUUCAUCAACUUUGGAUUCCUCGCCACCAUCUUCUUAUGGUAUUUUCGUGAAGAAUGUAUUGGAUAAACGGCUCCCACUGCCAAGGAAUCAAGUGGAGAAAGCAGUGGUUCUUGCUGUCAAGCUAGCACUUGGGUGAAUGCGCCCCAACCCGCGGUGCCGACCAACUAUGCACCAAGUUUCUGCGGCUCUAUCGAAACAGAAGUCGCGCCUGCAGAGCGCGUUUCUCAUGAUCACAUUAGGACAACUACUUGAUGACAAUUGUCCAAAUGCCUAAGUAUUCAUGUUGUCCCCUCAUUGCUUGGGUUUUGGACCUUUGGUUCUCCAGUUUUCUACUUUGUGAGUGUGGCGGGAAUGAUAUAGUUUUCAAUGGAUCAAGAUAGGGGGAAGAGAGGAUCAAUGCAAAGGCGGUGGCAGAAUUCACAAAUUAUUGUCGAGCCACAGAGGAGGGAAGAAAUGGAAAUGGAACCAGUCAAGCAGUGGAAAUACAGUGUCGGGAGAGACCACAACAGGGGACGUUGAAGAUCAACAUUGAUGGUUCAUUUAUAAAGGAAACAGAUAGAGGAGGAAUGGGUUUUGUCGUUAGAGAUCAUCUGGGAAGCAUUCUAAGUAUGGAAGCCAUUCCAAUCACAAAAGCAUGCUCAACUGACAUGGAGGAAGCGAUGGGAUUUUGUAUGGCAGUGACCCGUUUGCAGAAUUUGGGAAGGCAUAAUGUUGUCUCAGAAGGUGAUGCUCAGAAGAUCGUUCGUAUGCUGCAAGGAAGGAGCUCGAUCAAGGCUGAUUUGGAUGUCAUCAUUCAUGAUACUUUAGCUUUAUCUUGUACUCUAAACUCUUGUUCUUUUAAUUUUAUUCCUCCCACGUGUAAUAGGAUGGCUCAUUUGAUAGCCAAGUAUGCUCUAUCUCUUGUUUCUCCACUGACUUGGAAUGGGGACUUUCCCACCUUGUUGGAAGCGUGUUUGAAUUGAGACUUUUGUGCGAUUAAUAAUGCUACAUCCCCAAAGUAUUGUGUGUCC